Aspergillus pseudoviridinutans is the source of this 1599-nucleotide messenger RNA. Its product is annotated as putative nucleolin protein Nsr1. The transcript is spliced from 3 exons. Lineage: Eukaryota; Fungi; Ascomycota; Eurotiomycetes; Eurotiales; Aspergillaceae. Gene Ontology annotation, molecular function: RNA binding. The coding region runs from base 1 to 1599 and encodes 532 amino acids. The record is from RefSeq and is a predicted model, not a curated record.
AUGUCUAAGACCAAGUCCGUUACCAAGAAGGGUGCCGACAAGCCCGUCGACAAGGCCUUGAGCAAGGUCAAGGACGCUGGCGUCGCCAAGGCUUCCCAGUCUCCCAAGGCUAAGAGCAAGCAGAUCGCUCGCGAGCUCGCCUCCAAGGAGAAGUCCAAGGGCAAGAAGAAGGAGCCUACUCCUAGCAGCAGCUCCGAGUCUGACAGCGAUGAGGAGAUGGAGUCCACCAGCUCCAGCAGUGAGAGCGAAAGCGAGGAGGAGAAGCCUACCAAGAAGGAGGUGAAGAAGCAGUCCAAGAAGGCUGAAUCUUCAGACUCCGAGUCGGAGUCUGACAGCGACGAGGAGAUGGACGACGCUUCUAGCAGUGAGAGUGAGAGCGAGGAUGAGAAGCCUGCCAAGAAGGACGCCAAGAAGGUGUCGAAGAAGGCUGAGACCUCUUCUGAUUCUGAGUCCGAGUCCGAGUCGGAGUCUGAAGAUGAGAAGGUCGUUAAGAAGGAAGUGAAGGCCAAGGCUGACACUUCUGAAUCCUCCGAGUCCGAGUCCGACUCUGACGAAGAGGAGGAGGCUCCCAAGAAGGCCGCCAAGAAGGUUUCCAGCGACAGCGAGGAUUCCGAGUCCGAGUCAGAGAGCGAGGACGAGGCUCCUGCUAAGGCUAAGAAGGCUGAGAAGGAAUCUUCCGAGGAUUCUGAUGAGUCCGAAGACUCCGAGGCCUCUGACUCUGACUCUUCCGAGUCCGAGUCUGAGUCUGAGAAGCCCUCCAAGAAGCGCAAGGCUGAGGAGGAGCCUGCUGCCGCCGCCAAGAAGUCGAAGAAGACUGAUGAGGAGGCUUCCGGCGCUUCUGCCAACCUUUUCGUCGGUAACCUGUCCUGGAACGUCGACGAGGAGUGGCUCCGCCAGGAGUUCGAGAGCUUCGGUGAGCUUUCUGGUGCGCGCAUUGUCACCGACCGCGACUCUGGUCGCUCCCGUGGAUUCGGUUACGUCGAGUUCGUCAGCGCUGCCGACGCUGCCAAGGCUUACGAGGCCAAGAAGGACACUGAAAUUGAUGGUCGCAAGAUCAACCUCGACUACGCCACUGGCCGCCCUGCCAACAAGGAAAACAACAACCAGGACCGCGCUCAGGCUCGCGCUCGUAACUUCGGUGACCAAGCCAGCCCUGAGAGCGACACCCUGUUCGUCGGCAACAUCCCCUUCAGCGCCAACGAGGACUCAGUCUCCGAGCUGUUCGGUCAGUCGGGUACCAUCGUUGGAAUCCGUCUGCCCACCGACCCCGAGUCGGGCCGCCCCAAGGGCUUCGGUUAUGUGCAGUUCUCCUCUGUUGACGAGGCUCGCCAGGCCUUCAACGACCUCAACGGCGCUGAGCUGAACGGCCGUGCCGUCCGUCUCGACUUCAGCACUCCCCGCCCCAGCAACGGGGAUGCUCCUCGUGGUGGCCGUGGCGGCUUCGGCGGUCGCGGUGGCCGUGGUGGUCCUCGCGGUGGUGGUCCUCGCGGAGGUGGCCGUGGUGGUCGUGGAGGCUUCGGCGGUCGCGGCGGCGGCUUUGCCCCCAACAAGGCUCGUGGUGGUAUCCCCGAGUACAAGGGCACCAAGGUCACCUUCUAG